CACAGUACCUGAUGUGCUGAUCUUCCCGGAGCAUGGACACGGCCUCCGGCGACAGAAGAGGGACUGGGUCAUCCCCCCCAUCAACUGCCCUGAGAAUGAGCGGGGCCCCUUCCCCAAGAAGCUGGUGCAGAUCAAAUCCAACAAGGACAAGGAGACCAAGGUUUUCUACAGCAUCACGGGGCAGGGAGCAGAUACCAUCCCCGUGGGUGUCUUCAUCAUCGAGCGGGAGACGGGGUGGCUGGAGGUGACAAAACCCCUGGAUCGGGAGGAGAAGGAUAAAUAUGUGCUCUACUCCCACGCCGUGUCAGCCAACGGGCAGCCCGUGGAAGACCCCAUGGAGAUCAUCAUCACCGUCACUGACCAGAACGACAACCGGCCCGUCUUCACUCAGGCCGUUUUCCACGGUUCUGUGCUGGAGGGAGCUGAGCCAGGCACAUCGGUGCUGCGGGUGCUGGCCACUGAUGCAGACGAUGCUGUGAACUCCAACAAUGGCGUUGUGAGCUAUUCCAUCCUGAGCCAGGUGCCGGAGAAGCCCCAGCCUGGGAUGUUCACCAUCGACAGCAGCUCUGGACUGGUCUCCGUGGCCAUGCUGGGACUGGUAGCAGAGGAGGUCCCUGAAUACACACUGGAGCUCCAGGCUGCCGACUUGGAGGGAUACGGGCUGCGAGCCAUCGCCACCGCCCGCAUCACAGUGCAGGCUGACGGCAUGUCUGAGGUGGGAAAUGGCACCCUGACCACCCACGUGCUGAACACAGCCACGGGGCUGCCGGCAGCCGGCCUUGCUGUGCGCCUGGCCCAGCUGCAGGAGCCGGGGCCGCAGUGGACGGAGCUGGCACAGAGGCACACGGAUGCAGAUGGGCGCUGCCAGCCCCUCCUGGCACCGGGACAGGCCAAGUCUGGCACCUACAAGCUGCACUUUGAGACAGCUGAGUACUGGCAGGGACUGGGGCACACCAGCUUCUACCCCUUCGUGGAGGUCGUCUUCAUCAUCACUGACCCGGCAGAGAAGCUCCAUGUCCCGCUGCUGAUCAGUCCCUACUCCUACACAACGUACCGGGGCAGUUAGAGGGGCACAGCCUUUCCCUGGGGAUGCAGGAAUGAUGCCACUGAUGCCAUUAAAAACUCCAAACAGCACUGUUUGUCUCAAAAAAUCA
This is a messenger RNA of Ficedula albicollis (Collared flycatcher), 1154 nucleotides long. RefSeq names its product 5-hydroxyisourate hydrolase-like. The record is from RefSeq and is a predicted model, not a curated record. The transcript is spliced from 8 exons. Gene Ontology annotation, cellular component: plasma membrane. Lineage: Eukaryota; Metazoa; Chordata; Aves; Passeriformes; Muscicapidae. Gene Ontology annotation, biological process: homophilic cell-cell adhesion; purine nucleobase metabolic process. Gene Ontology annotation, molecular function: calcium ion binding; hydroxyisourate hydrolase activity. The coding region runs from base 335 to 1066 and encodes 243 amino acids.